CGGGGAGAGACGGGGAGAGAGAGGGAGAGACGGGGAGAGAGGGAGGAUCAUUCAGGGAGGAGUGUCAGCGCUCUCUCACACACACACACGGACACUCUCACACAGACACACUCUCACACAGACACAUUCUCACUCUGACACACACAGGGCUCCGAUCCCACGGAGGAGGAAGCAGAAGAGGCAAGAGGAGCCCCAGGUGAGCCCCUGCCCCGCUGCCGGCCAUGCAGCUGUAACCCCGCUCCAGUCAUUCGCUAUCAGCCCGGGACUAAACUUUAGCUGCGAGUUGGGCUGCGGGCAUGGAUCUGAGUGGUACCGGGCUGCUCCGCCGCACCGCGCUGCUUCUCGUCCUGGCAGCCGCUCUCUGCUCCGGGAUCAGCUCCAUCAAUCCGGACAGAAGUGGGGACGGGAGGUGCCAGCCCAUAGAGAUCCCCAUGUGCAAGGACAUUGGCUACAACAUGACCAGGAUGCCCAACCUGAUGGGCCAUGAGAACCAGAAGGAGGCGGCCAUCCAGCUGCACGAAUUCGCCCCGUUGGUGGAGUACGGCUGCCACAGCCACCUCAAGUUCUUCCUGUGCUCCCUCUAUGCCCCCAUGUGCACCGAGCAGGUUUCUACCCCCAUCCCAGCCUGCAGGGUGAUGUGCGAGCAGGCCAGGCUCAAGUGCUCCCCUAUCAUGGAGCAGUUCAACUUCAAGUGGCCAGACUCACUGGACUGCAGCAAGCUGCCCAACAAGAAUGAUCCCAACUACCUGUGCAUGGAAGCCCCAAACAAUGGCUCUGAGGAGGCCCCUAGAGGGUCCAGCAUGCUGCCCCCCAUCUUCAGACCGCAGAGACCCAAUAGUGGCCAUGAGAUUUACCCCAAGGAUCCCACGGGCAGGACAACCUGUGAGAACUCGGGCAAGUUCCACCACGUGGAGAAAAGCGCCUCCUGUGCCCCCUUGUGCAGCUCUGCUGUGGAUGUGUACUGGAGCAAGGAUGACAAGAAGUUUGCCUUCAUCUGGAUAGCCAUUUGGUCCAUCCUGUGCUUCUUCUCAAGUGCUUUCACUGUCCUCACCUUCUUAGUAGAUCCACUGCGUUUUAAAUAUCCAGAAAGGCCUAUCAUCUUCCUGUCCAUGUGCUACUGUGUCUACUCCGUGGGCUACAUCAUUCGCCUCUUUGCUGGAGCCGACAGCAUUGCCUGCGACAGAGACAGCGGGCAGCUCUAUGUUAUCCAGGAAGGCUUGGAAAGUACAGGCUGCACCAUAGUUUUCCUAAUUCUCUAUUACUUUGGCAUGGCCAGCUCUCUAUGGUGGGUGAUAUUAACCUUGACUUGGUUUUUGGCUGCUGGAAAAAAGUGGGGGCAUGAAGCCAUUGAGGCCAACAGCAGCUACUUCCAUUUAGCAGCCUGGGCAAUUCCUGCUGUAAAGACCAUUAUGAUUCUAGUUAUGAGGCGGGUGGCUGGGGAUGAGCUAACAGGGGUAUGUUACGUUGGCAGCAUGGAUGUCAAUGCCCUCACUGGGUUUGUGCUUAUCCCCCUAGCCUGCUAUCUCAUUAUUGGCACCUCUUUUAUCCUUUCUGGCUUUGUAGCCCUUUUCCACAUAAGGAGGGUGAUGAAAACUGGUGGGGAGAACACAGACAAACUGGAGAAACUCAUGGUGAGGAUUGGGGUCUUUUCUGUCUUGUACACAGUCCCCGCCACUUGCGUCAUUGCUUGUUAUUUCUAUGAACGCCUCAAUAUGGAUUUCUGGAAAAUCCUGGCUACACAAGACAAGUGCAAAAUGGACAGUCAGACCAAAACACUGGACUGCACCAUGACCAGCUCUAUCCCAGCAGUAGAGAUCUUCAUGGUGAAAAUAUUUAUGCUGUUAGUUGUGGGUAUCACAAGUGGCAUGUGGAUAUGGACUUCCAAAACUGUGCAGUCUUGGCAGAAUGUCUUCAGCAAGAGAUUAAAGAAGAGGAACAGGAGCAAACCAGCCAGCGUCAUCACCAGCGCUGGAAUCUACAAAAAGCCCCAGCACCCCCCCAAGAUUCACCAUGGAAAGUAUGAAUCGGCCUUACAGUCCCCUACCUGUGUAUGAGCAGGGAGACUUCUAUUCUAAACACUGCUCAGCCUAGCACACAAACCAGAGACUGCAUGCUAAGGUACCCACACCGCUUUCCAUGGAAGGCAACCAGAGAGGGUCCAUACACCCAGCUUAUUGGGACAAGCAGAACUCUAUAUUAUAUGGCCUACUGUGUUAUUAAUUUAUGGUCACAUUUUUUACCGGUUCCGUGGAACUGCACCUAAAGGGACUGGGGGUAAAUGAAUAUAAGUUCUGAGAAACUUAAAGGGACACUAGGGCCAGAUUAAAAGGUGCUGUUUUAACAGCAUUUAUGUAAUAUUUAUACUAUUUUUCAGGUCAUUUUAGACAUAGGUGGGGGAAGAUUUUUGCUUUUGCACAUGUUUAUACAGAAUGUAUAUUACUGUGUUGGCACAGUGGGAAAUGCACCGUUCAACUGAAACUCGCUAUUUCCUGCCUACUUAAAUCCAUCGUAUAUUCCAUUAUACAGCUUUACUUACCCUUUAGUGGUAAGAUGUUUGCAAUCGUAUUGCUGAAUGUUACAACAUAAGUUCAAGUCCUGUUAUGGUACUAGUGAUUGCCAUGUUACCAGGUUGAGAUGGUAAAAAAGGCUGCAGGCUGUCAUGGGAUUAGCAUUUCAUUAAUAUUUGGAAGGCUGCAACAGGGCAGUGCCCACCUAACUUCCUGGCACACGUAAGUUUUGUUUGGCUCUUGGCAUAGCCAGGACGGACUGCUGUCGGUAGGAACUAUAGUGCAAUAUUGUCUCUUUAAUCCCCCACACUUAAAAAGAGAAACAAGUCUCUUGCUGUAUAAAAUGCAACAAAAAAAGAGCUCAGGGGUCCAUCCCCCAGAAACCCUUUAGUCUUUGCUCUCCGAGGCUUUUUUAAUGGAAAUCAAGCCAAAUGUUAUACACGUUGGGUCUGUUUGGUUAAAAAAGGGGGGAGGGGGGGAUGGAUCAAUUCAAAGGGCUUAUUGACUCUUUCUAUUGUGAAACAAAUACUAGCCAUGAAUAGAUCAAAAAAAGCACUAGAUUCUGCAAAGGGAAACUUUGUUUUGUGUGUUGCUCUUUGCUGUGCUCUCCCAGCACAAACCAUUAUGUCUUGUAUAUAUUUGUAACAUACAGAUAUUUUUCAUGCUUUACUAUUUUAUUAAAAUAAAAGAUAUUUUUUAGUUUA
Messenger RNA from Xenopus tropicalis (tropical clawed frog), 3211 nucleotides. It is a transcript of the gene fzd10, whose product is annotated as frizzled class receptor 10. The record is from RefSeq and is marked provisional. Gene Ontology annotation, biological process: cell surface receptor signaling pathway. The coding region runs from base 297 to 2054 and encodes 585 amino acids. The transcript has a single exon. NCBI's taxonomy places the organism in Eukaryota, Metazoa, Chordata, Amphibia, Anura, Pipidae. Gene Ontology annotation, molecular function: transmembrane signaling receptor activity. Gene Ontology annotation, cellular component: plasma membrane; membrane.